AGAUGGGAAAUUCCUACGCCGGGCAGCUGAAGACGACUCGGUUCGAGGAGGUUCUGCACAACUCCAUCGAGGCCUCCCUGCGCUCCAAUAACCCGGUGCCCCGGCCCAUCUUCUCCCAGCUCUACCUGGAGGCCGAGCAGAAGCUGAGCUCCCUGGAAGGUGGCGGCCGAGUGGAUAAUGAAGAGGAAGAGGAAGAGGGGGAAGGAGGGCUGGAGACCAGCAGCCCCCCAAACCCCUACCAGCUGCCCCCCCUGCCUGAAGGGUGCUGCACCACAGACGGGUUCUGCCAAGCGGGGAAGGACCUGCGCCUGGUCUCCAUUUCCAGCGAGCCCAUCGAGGUCCCCCCAGGCUUCCUCCUCGUGGGGGCCAAGGCCCCCAGCCUGCCCGACCAUCUUCUGGUGUGUGCGGUUGACAAGAGGUUCCUGCCGGAUGACCACGGCCACAACGCCCUGCUCGGUUUUUCUGGGAACUGUGUUGGCUGUGGAAAGAAAGGCUUCUGCUACUUCACCGAAUUCUCCAACCACAUCAACCUGAAACUGACCACCCAGCCCAAGAAGCAGAAGCACCUCAAGUACUACCUGGUCCGCAAUGCCCAAGGGGCUCUCACCAAAGGCCCUCUGAUUUGCUGGAAGGGCUCAGAGUUCAGAAGCCGGCAGAACUCAGCCAGCACCUGUUCCAGCUCCCCCUUCCCGCCGCUGGAGGGCGCGGGGCCCGCGGCUGCCUCGCCCGGCGAGCCGGUGCCGGGGGUGACCUCCGGCCUCCCCGUGGGAGCGGCAGGACCAGCCUGUGACCAAGCCUUGCUGACCGCGGCCCCCGCCCCGGCUGUCUUCAACGGCAAAGGCUCCCCCAAGCACCAGCAGCAGGCGAAGAGCAGCCUGUUGGCCCUGCCUCGGCCCUCAGCCUUAGGUAUCUUGUCGAACUCUGGGCCACCCAAGAAGCGCCACAAAGGGUGGUCUCCAGAGUCGCCAUCGGCUCCAGACGGUGCGUGCCCUCCAGCCGGCGGGCACAGAGCUAAGUCUGAAAGUGCCGGCCUGUCCUGCGUGGCCCAGGCCGGCUUGGUGGGACCCGCUUCCGUGACCUUCCCGGUGGUGGCCUCUGGAGAGCCCGUGUCUGUCCCAGACAACUUGCUGAAAAUAUGCAAGGCCAAGCCGGUGAUCUUUAAAGGCCAUGGGACCUUCCCGUACCUCUGCGGGAACCUCAACGACGUGGUGGUGAGCCCGCUGCUGCACGCCUGCUACCAGAACUCGCAGUCCGUCUCCCGGGCCUACGAGCAGUACGGCGCCUCCGUCCAGCCCAUCUCCGAGGAGAUGCAGCUGCUGCUCACCGUCUACUACCUCGUCCAGCUGGCGGCGGACCAGGUGCCACUGAUGGAGGACCUGGAGCAGAUCUUCCUGCGCUCCUGGCGGGAGUCGCACCUGACGGAGAUCCGCCAGUAUCAGCCGCAGGCGGCACCGCCGCCGCCGCCCUACGCGCUGGGCCCCGGCGCCGUGGCCCCGGUCACCUCGGCGCAGCUGCCCUGGCUGGCCGGCCUGGCCGCCAGCUCCUGCAACGACAGCGUGCACGUCAUCGAGUGCGCGUCCUCGUUGGCCGAGGGCCUGGCCGAGAUGUUCCGGCUGCUCGUCGAGGGCAAGCUCGCCAAGACCAACUACGUGGUCAUCAUCUGCGCCUGCCGCAACGCCGCCAUCGACUCCUGCAUCGCCGUCACCGGCAAAUACCAAGCCCGGAUCCUCUCCGAGAGCCUGCUCAGCCCCGCGGAGUACCAGAGGGAGGUCCACUAUGAACUGGUCACCGGUCAAGUGGACUCCCUGGGGGCCUUUUUCAGCACCUUCUGUCCGGAGGGUGACAUUGACAUUUUGCUGGACCAAUUCCAUCAGGAAAAGCAAGGCCGUGUUUCCUCCCCGCCCACCGUCUCCUCGGUGGCUAAAGCGGCAGCCUUGGACGUCAGCGGGGGCCCCGCGUGUGCGAGUUACCAUCUGGAGCCGCGGGGCGUCGGGCCCUUCCAGCUGGCCGUGGCCCAGAAGCUUCUGUCUCACGUGUGCUCCAUCGCGGACUCCAGCACCCAGAAUCUGGAUCUGGGAUCCUUCGAGAAGGUGGACUUCCUCAUCUGCAUCCCGCCGUCGGAAGUGACGUACCAGCAGACCGUCUGCCACGUCUGGCGCUCAGGGGUUUUGCUGGAGCUCGGCCUGGACAAGGAGCCCACGACGAAGCAGAGAGUGGAACAGCACGUUCUGAAGUUGGAUGCCGAGGCCCAGACGAAAUUUAAGGCCUUUGUGCAAAACUCCUUCCAGAACCCCCACACGCUCUUUGUCCUGAUCCACGACCAUGCCCACUGGGAUCUCGUGAGUAGCGCUGUUCAUAAUCUCUAUUCUCCAAGCGACCCGACCGUGGGCCUGGUGGACAGAUUGCUCAACUGCAGGGAGGUGAAGGAGGCCCCCAACAUCGUGACCCUCCACGUGACCUCCUUCCCAUACGCCCUGCAGACGCAGCACACGCUCAUCAGCCCCUACAACGAGAUCCACUGGCCCGUCGCCUACAGCAACGGUGUGGACUUGUAUCAGGAGAAUAAGAAGUACUUCGGGCUGUCCGAGUUUAUCGAGUCCACCCUGUCAGGACACAGCCUCCCCCUGCUCAGAUACGACAGCUCCUUCGAGGCCAUGGUGACCGCCCUGGGGAAAAGGUUCCCUCGCCUGCACAGCGCGGUGAUCAGGACCUUUGUUCUCGUGCAGCACUACGCGGCUGCGCUGAUGGCGGCGAGCGGCCUGCCGCAGAUGAAGAACCACACGUCGGUGGAGACGCUGGAGAUCACGCAGAACCUCCUCGACGCCCCGAAGCGGUGCCCCUGCGGCCACGGGCUCAUGGUGCUGCUGCGGGUGCCCUGCUCGCCGCUGGCCGCCGUGGCCUACGAGCGGCUGGCCCACGUGCGGGCGCGCCUGGCCCUGGAGGAGCACUUCGAGAUCAUCCUGGGCAGCCCCAGCUCCGGCAUCAGCGUGGCCAAGCACUUCGUGAAGCGGCUCAAGAUGUGGCAGAAGAUCGAGGAUGCCGAGUGGAGGCCUCAGACCUACCUGGAGCUGGAAGGCCUGCCCUGUAUUCUCAUCUUCAGUGGCAUGGAUCCCCACGGGGAGUCCCUGCCCAGGUCCCUGCGAUACUGUGACCUGCGUCUCAUCAACUCGUCCUGCCUGGUGAGGACGGCCUUGGAGCAGGAGCUGGGCCUGGCCGCCUACUUCGUGAGCAGCGAGAGGCCGCUGGAGAAGGGGGCCAGGACCGAGGCCCUGGAGAGCGACGGGGAGAAGCUGAGCAGCACCGACAACGAGGACGAGGAGCCGGGAGCAGAAGGCUCCCCCUCGGAGAAGAGGAGCCCCGCACGGAGGGAGCGGUCCCGGUCCCACGACUCAGCAUCCUCCUCCCUCUCCUCCAGAGCCUCAGGCUCCGUGCUCGGUGGUGGUGAGUCCCUGGGGCCGCCCCCGGGGGAGCAGGCCUCGCCCCCCGCCCCAUGUGGCUCCGUGGAGGACAGCAGGAUGCUUGGCGAGAGGCAGGGGCUCCGAGCGAGUCAGGGAGCCCCCUCGGCGGUGAGCGGGCCGGCCCCCCCUCCCGGCCAGCGCCCGCAAGUGGCCGCCGCCCCGCCCUCCGGCUCCUCUCCCGCGGGCCCGCCGCCCACGGCCGGGCCCCUCCUGCCCCAGGCCCCGCCCUGCGCCAUGAGCAAGGCCAGCCGCCAGCCCCCCGUGGUCUUCCUGCCCAAGCUGGUGUACGACAUGGUCCUGGCCACCGACAGCAGCGGGCUGCCCAAGGCCGCCUCCCUCCUGCCCGCCCCGUCCGUCAUGUGGACCAGCUCCUUCCGGCCCCUGCUGAGCAAGACCAUGACCUCCACCGAGCAGUCCCUCUACUACCGCCAGUGGACCGUGCCCAGGCCCAGCCACAUGGACUACGGCAACCGGGCCGAGGGCCGCCCCGACGGCUUCCACCCCCGCAGGCUGCUGCUCAGCGGGCCCCCGCAGAUCGGGAAGACGGGCGCCUACCUGCAGUUUCUCAGCAUCUUGUCCCGGAUGCUCAUCCGUCUGACGGAAGUGGAUGUUUACGAUGAAGAAGAGAUCAACAUCGGCCUCCGAGAAGAAGCAGAUUGGCACUACCUCCAGCUCACAGACCCUUGGCCGGACCUGGAGCUGUUCCAGAAGAUGCCUUUCGACUAUGUCAUUCAUGACCCCAAGUACGAGGAUGCCAGUCUGAUUUGUUCGCACCAUCAGGGCGUAAAGAGCGAAGACAGAGGGAUGCCCCGGAAGCCCGAGGACCUGUACGUGCGCCGCCAGACGGCGCGGAUGAGGCUGUCCAAGUACGCGGCCUACAACACCUACCACCACUGCGAGCAGUGCCACCAGUACAGGGGCUUCCACCCCCGCUACCAGCUCUAUGAGUCCACCCUGCACGCCUUUGCCUUCUCUUACUCCAUGCUAGGAGAGGAAAUCCAGCUCCAUUUCAUCAUCCCCAAGUCCAAGGAGCACCAUUUUGUCUUCAGCCAACCCGGAGGCCAGCUGGAGAGCAUGCGCCUGCCCCUCGUCACUGACAAGAGUCAUGAGUACAUAAAAAGUCCAACGUUCACUCCAACCACGGGCCGCCACGAGCACGGGCUCUUCAACCUGUACCACGCGAUGGACGGGGCCAGCCAUUUGCACGUGCUCGUGGUCAAGGAGUAUGAAAUGGCCAUUUAUAAGAAGUACUGGCCCAACCACAUCAUGCUGGUGCUCCCGAGCAUCUUCAACAGUGCUGGAGUCGGGGCUGCCCAUUUCCUGAUCAAGGAGCUGUCCUACCAUAACCUGGAGCUGGAGCGGAACCGGCAGGAGGAGCUGGGAAUCCGGCCUCAGGACAUCUGGCCGUUCAUCGUGAUCGCAGACGACUCCUGCGUCAUGUGGAGCGUGGACGUGGACUGCGGGGAGCGGGGCAGGGACUUCUCGUGGUCGGAGAGGAGCGUCUCUCUCAAGUACAUCCUGCAGCACAUCGAGGCGUCCCCCAACAUCACGCACUACGCCCUGAUCGGCCUGCGGAAGUGGGCCAGCAAGACGCGGCAGAGCGAGGUGCGGGAGCCCUUCUCCCGCUGCCACGUGCACGACUUCAUCAUCCUGAACGUGGACCUGACGCAGAACGUGCAGUACAACCAGAACCGGUUCACGUGUGACGACGUCGACUUCAACCUGAGGGUGCACAGCGCCGGCCUCCUGCUCUGCCGCUUCAACCGCUUCAGCGUGAUGAAGAAGCAGAUCGCCGUGGGCGGCCACAGGUCCUUCCACGUCACUUCCAAGGUGUCCGACAGCUCCGUGGCCGUGGUCCCCGCGCAGUACAUCUGCGCCCCGGACAGCAAGCACACGCUCCUGGCGGCCCCGGCCCAGCUCCUGCUGGAGAAAUUCCUCCAGUACCACAGCCCCCGCUUCUUCCCGCUGUCCCUGAGGAACCACAGCCACCCCGUGCUGUCCGUGGACUGUUACCUCAACCUGGGAUCGCAGAUUUCCGUGUGCUACGUGAGCUCCAGGCCCCACUCCCUCAACACCAGCUGCUCCGAGCUGAAGUUCAGCGGGCUCCUGCUCUACCUCUGCGACUCUUUCGUGGGAGCUAGCUUCCUAAAGAAGUUCCAUUUCCUUAAAGGUGCCACCCUGUGCGUGAUCUGCCAGGACCGCAACUCGCUGCGUCAGACGGUCGUGCGCCUGGAGCUAGAAGACGAGUGGCAGUUCCGGCUGCGGGACGAGUUCCAGACGGCCAACGCCAAGGAGGACCGGCCGCUCUUCUUCCUCACGGGACGGCACAUCUGA
Molecule: messenger RNA, 5792 nt
Organism: Perognathus longimembris pacificus (Pacific pocket mouse)
Lineage: Eukaryota; Metazoa; Chordata; Mammalia; Rodentia; Heteromyidae
Gene: Greb1
Product: growth regulating estrogen receptor binding 1
Biological process (GO): multicellular organism development
Source: RefSeq, a predicted model, not a curated record